AGCCGGAUUGUAAUUACCAAGUUCAGUUUCUAUGAUAGUUACACUGCGGAAGGUUCUUAAACAGCCUGAAGUCUCGACUAAAGGUCUUCAGACCCUCUCAAUCUGAAUCUCUAGCGGGCGACUAACCUCCACCGGAGUAGACAGAUUGAGGCCCUAAGAACAAAACCUCCACUACCGGAGUAAAUCCGGUACAGAAUAGUGAGUUGGUUCCUCGACUAAAGUCACCAACUCCCUACCUUCAAUCAAGGAUACUCUAUCAACCUAGGCAGAUAUUCUCAUUCUAGGUUAAAGCAGAAACAACAGGAAUUUGAUCAGGAUUCAAGUCAUUCAAUCAUUAAAACCUCAAUCGAAUAUAAUCAAUCACAGAAUCAGUACUUGGGUUCAUACAAUCAAAGCCUAACAUACAAAUCUAGGGUUCUCCAUACCCAGAUGAAUGGGAGAACUACUCCAUGGAGAAGAAAGCAAAAGCAGAAUCAGACACGGAAUUCAUACUGCGAAGGACGGAUUCCGGCUCCUGGACGUUGAUUGGCACUUCUCCAAGCUCAAGCUGGCCUCCAAUGGUGUUGAAGAUCAAUCUAGGGCACUUGGGAACUCUUGCUCGUCACUUUCUCUCUCUAGAAGUCGUUCUAUCUCUCAAAAACUCGAAUCCCCUUGACUUGUGGCUGAAAAUCUGCUUAAAAGCAUCAAUGGCCAAAGCACGGUCGAGGACACGGCCGUGCUUUGCCUGACUCCGCCCGUGCCUCGGUCAAUGUUAAUUACACGUCCAGCAGUUGGGGAGAAACAAGGCCGUGCUUCGCCUUGGACACGGCCGUGUAAUGCUUGAACACGGCCGUGCUUUGUCUCGGCCUUGCCCGUGUAAUCAGCUCAGCUCUCGGCAUAAAAAGCACGGCCGUGUAAUGCCUUAGGUGUGCCCGUGUUUUGGCCCCAGCUUGACGAAAUGACCUCCGAAUGCCCCGAAACUCGUGGUUAGCCUUCCCUUUGACGCCUGGGACCUGAAAUAUGACAAAAUAGCACAACCCGGCGUAAAAUAGGCCAAAACACACGACUAUACCCCUCAAACGGAUAAGAACUAGGGGCGCAAACAUGUGCAAUUACAUCGUUAUUAGUUGGCACUUGUGUUUUUCCCCUGACGUUUUUCGGAGUAUCAUCGCUUGGUGGCUAAUGAUAGGGCAGAAUAUGGGAUGACAAUGAGGCGAGUUUACCUAAAUCAUUUCCAUUUUCGUUUUUAAAUAUUCAAAUUCAUACUUGCCCUAUACUCAUGCGGGAAAUGUUUGCAAACCCAUCCCCAUACCCUUGGGUAAUACCCACUAUGUACAUCCAACAUAAUAAUAUCUAAAAUUUUACAUGAGAAUUUUCAGUCAUAAUAUUAAACGCACCUACCAUAUCAUGAAGUCGACAAAAAGACAAUCAUUCUUAAUACGGCUCAACACAUCUUAUCCUAAAAUAUCCUUUACUCCAUAAGAUAGAGUGUACUGUAAUUCAAAUCAUUAUUCACUGACUCUGAUACAUCUACUAAGUAAUACUAACUAAGAUAAUCUUGUUAACGCGAGGGAAAAAGUGAAAGAGUGAAAGGAGAGUUGAGGAAAACGAAUUAGGUUUUGAUUUGACUAACCACUCUAUUGCAUUUCUACUAUUUAUUUUCUUAAGUUGCCCUCACUAAGUCACUAUCGUUGAUAGGUUACAAUUUUAUAUGCGAAGUAAUGCUCUUUGUGGGCGGGGUAUGGGGCGGAGGAGGCGAAUACCAUACCCACGUCAAACCCAUAAAACAUUUUGCGUGUUUUACCCAUACCUAGUCAAUGCGGGGAAUUCCCCCCACUGACUUGAUCGGGAGCGGUCGGGUACUGACUCGUUCUAACUACAACAUCCCGAUCGACGGUCAAGUAUAACCACCGCCCGAGUGAAGCGCAGGGAAAGCAAGCAAUAAGAAUUUAUCGUACCACGGGGAUCUAGGCUUAUCCUACUUCAUGUUUAAGGUUUGUUAUCUAGUCAACCUAGGAUAAUGAUUAAUACAAAAAAACUAACUAACCUAGACUAACCACUAACCCUAGCUAUUUACAAGGUAGGGAGCUCCAUUGUUUUGAAUCCUCCUAGCUCCGUCAUAUGAUCGAUGUUGAGUACCAUCCUAGCUCGAUCGACCCACUAUCCUACCGUUAGGAGAUGAACUCCCUCGGGACGGACCCAAAACGGUGAAGUGAUGGAUGGGUAGGAGCUCUAUUCAACCUAGGGCGCCCCUAUAUCGUAGGAGAUCGAUCCAAUCGACUCCCUCGGGGAUUAACCGGACUAUAUGGGGUGAGGAGUUGUUUCCCUCCUAGGUCAAAAGCUCGAUUGACUCAAUAUACUCUACCGUUAGGA
Messenger RNA from Linum trigynum, 2352 nucleotides. The record is from the annotation of a GenBank genome assembly. NCBI's taxonomy places the organism in Eukaryota, Viridiplantae, Streptophyta, Magnoliopsida, Malpighiales, Linaceae.